AUGCGAGGUCCACUUUACGUAUCUUCAAUAUCUCGGCUAACUCGUCGCUGCAUCCUGUAUGAGGAGAUUGAUCCUGAUGGAGAACGAGUCCAGCUACUUGGCGAGGAAGAAGAGGAUGAGUUUAUUGGAGAGGCCGUCGAAGAUGAGCAAGAACUCAAUGUAAUGAACAGCGGAGACGAAAGUGGUGACGAGAUAAUCCGAGCAGCACCACGAUAG
Molecule: messenger RNA, 216 nt
Organism: Cooperia oncophora
Lineage: Eukaryota; Metazoa; Nematoda; Chromadorea; Rhabditida; Trichostrongylidae
Source: the annotation of a GenBank genome assembly